AUGAUCCUCUACCCGCUCCGAUCCGACCGACCAAGUUUAAGCUACGAUAGGCGGUCCACGAGUGUAUCAGAAUGGCAACCAGUAGAUACAAAUGACGAGCUGUCGCCUACACUACAUAAUGACCACAACGUGGAAUUCUGUGAGGAACGGAAUAAACCGAAUGUCGCCAACCAAUACACAGUCAAAGACGUCGGUGACGGGCUGAAACUCUUCAUAUGCAAGACGUGCAAUCGCAAAUUCGAGGGACGAAAUCUUUUCCGACAGCAUUAUGUGACAGUGCAUUUAAAACUGGGGCGGAAAACUCAUUCGUGUAAUCGCUGCGGGUUGCAAGUUGAGCCAUAUAAGCGGGCGUUGCAUUUGGAGGAAGCUCAUGGUGUUCCGCGGCCAACAUGCAAUGUGUGCGGGAAAAAAUUUCCGUUUCCAAAUCAGGUCAUGUGGCAUCAGAGGAAAAUACAUAUGGGCGAAAAGAAAUUUCAAUGUCCCGAUUGCCCAUACAAGUUUGCAACAUCUUAUCAUUUGAAAGUGCAUCAGGUUAAACAUACUGGAGAGAGGCCUCACAAGUGUGAAUACUGUGGGAAGACGUUCAAAUGGAAAAAGAGUCUACAGACCCAUCUAAUGAUUCACAUGGACGUUCGGAAGCAUGUUUGUAAAGCGUGUGGAGACGCAUUUGUCCAAAGCACGAGAAAAAACGAAAGAAUACGCGAAGAUAUAAAGCGAGAGGACAAAAUUCUCGGCGAUCUCCCAACUGCCAGCAGCAAAGAGCUAUCUGCAAAGCAAAGACAGGACAUAAUGAGACAGAAUGUCAUCCAAGUACUGUUAAAUUCGACCGUAAUGCCUUUCAGAUGGCUUAAAAGUUCUUUCAGGUGCUUCUAUUGUUACGACGUAUUCAGAGAGCCGAAGGAUCUUAAAAGUCACAAUGAAAUUGUACACGGUAACAACUAUGAUGAGAUUAUGAAAACGAUGAAGACUUAUUGGGAGCCGAUAGUUUUUGUAGACAUAACCAACAUGACGUGUAAACUGUGCCCAGAAAAUAUAACGGACUUCUACAGUUUGAUAGACCAUUUGAUGUUCGUUCAUGAUAUAUCGUUUAACAAAGAUAUAGGGUUUUGCAUGAAUCCAUUCAAGUUGUACAAUAUAUCGGCAGCGUGCGUGCUAUGUGACAAAGUUUAUAGUACGUUUGGGCAUUUGUUAAUUCACACAAAUAGAGACCACAAAGGUUGCUCGCAGAUUCUGUGCGAUAUAUGCGGACAGCAUUUCCGUAACACACAAAAUCUACGAAAUCAUAGAAAUAAAGAGCAUGGAAGAAAGAAAGUUGUCUGCUCAGUGUGCGGGGAAAAUAUAAAUGGUAUACAUAGAAUGAGGACGCAUAUGCAGAAUGCGCAUAACAAGAAAUACAAGUGUUUUGUAUGCACAGACUUAUUCGAAACGCACUAUAAGAGAUCAUUGCAUAUGAUGACUGUGCACAAGAAGAGAGAGGAAAUCAAAUGUGAGCUUUGCCCUAAAACUUUUGUCUUUAGAAGUACAAUGAUGAGACAUUACCGAGAGACUCAUUUGCAGGAAAAGAACGCUAUAUGCGCAAUCUGCGGAUGGAAGGGUUUCGACGUGAAAACGAAGAAGCUACGUCUAAAAGAUCAAGCACAUAAGAGCACAUCAACUGAAAACAAAAAGACAAUAUUACGCGAAACUCUAAACACGAUAUUAGAAUAUUCCACAGCGAUGCCGUUCCGCAGGUACGGAAACAAAUAUAGGUGUUUCUAUUGCAACAGCAGUUACCAACAAGCAUCUGACUUGAGGAUGCACACAACUGAUCAUCAGAAUGUCAACAGAUCUAAAAGUGUUAAGAAGGGUGUAACUCAACUAUUAGUUAAACUUGAUAUAUCUGAUCUGCAGUGCAAAAUUUGUUAUCACCCGAUAAAUGAAUUUGAAGACUUGAUCGCGCAUAUAAAAGAACAUGAUGUAGACUUGAACAAAGAUGUUCUGCAAUUUAUCAUUUGUUUUAAACUAUCUGAUGGGGAUAUGAAAUGUUUGGUUUGUAAAGAGAAUUUUGACUUCUUUGGACCCUUGCUUUUGCAUACUCAUCGAAAACACAGUCGUAGAGACUAUAUUUGUGAUACCUGUGGUAUCGGAUUUGGGAGUAAAGGAGCUUUGGGUCGACAUUCCCAAAGCGUCCAUCCGACAAGCACGUAUCAAUGUAGACACUGUGAUAAGAAGUUUUUUGCUGUACACCGUAGGGACAAUCACGAGAAAAGAAUUCAUAAUGUAGACGAACGUAAAUGCAAUAUAUGCGGGGAUGUAUUAGACAGCAUUUAUAAAAAAGAUACGCAUCUAGCAAAAAUUCACAACGUAUGGAGCUCAGAGUUCAAAUGUGAUGAUUGUCCCAAAAAGUUUCGAUAUAAGCAUCUCCUUCUCUCUCACAAUAGAAGAAUACAUUUGAAAGAGAAGACGGUAGUCUGCGAUGUCUGCGGCGAUAAGUUCUUCGAUAGUCGUUUGUUGAAGUUGCAUAUGGUGAAGCAUAGCGAUUUGAAACCGUUCGAAUGUGAAACUUGCCAGAAGAGAUUCCCUAGAAAGUGUGGCUUGAUGAUUCAUACCAGGAUACAUACAAAUGAUAGACGAUAUAAAUGUAAACUGUGUGAGAAAGCGUUCGUUCAAUACGCGAAAGACCCUGAAGCGUUCGCGGAUAAAGAAUAUGAGAAACAGAAAAAAAUCGAGUUUGCCCUUUUGUUGAGAUUUAUAAUUGAAAACUCUACAAUCAUGCCGUUCAGAUGGCACAAAGGCAAGUUCAUGUGCUUCUACUGCUGCGACGUAUUCGAUCUGAGCUCGCAACUGAAGGAGCAUUUCACAAGUCACACUCACGUUGAAAUCGAGGAGAUUCUACUUAGAUGCAUGUACACGAAUUACAGAACUAAACUCGACUUCUCAGACGCUUACUGCAUUAUUUGUCCUAUGGAGAUUGAGAAUUUCGAAGACUAUCUAAAUCAUAUUAAUGAACACCACGAUUUAGUCAUGAAUGAAACAACAAUCAAAUUGUUUGACGAGUUUAAAUUGUCAGACGAGUGUCUCAAAUGUUCUGAAUGCGAGGAUACCUUCAAAAACUUCGCCACACUACUGUACCAUAUCCAUAAAACUCACGUCAACCUUCAAACAGAGAGAUCGCUUUGCGAAGUUUGCGGCAAAUAUUUUCCAAAUGUUGACAAUCACAUAAAACAGAUACACCGCGAGCAAAAGUGCAAAAUUUGCAAUAGAACUUUUCCGUCUAAAUAUGCGUUGGAUACGCACUUUGAAAACAUUCACAAGACAAAUGUAUUGAAAUGUCCUUUGUGUCCAAAAGUUUUAGGAACCAGAUACCUAAAGAAGCGUCAUUUGGCACUAGUGCAUGAUCAGAAGAGUGUGCAGUUAACGUGUGAUAUCUGCUCAAUGAUAUUCACAAGGAAUAACAAACUUCAGAUGCACAAACGCAGAGUACAUUUCAAGGAGAAGAACAUGACGUGUGAGAUAUGCGGCUAUGUAGCAUUCAAUAUGGAAUCCUUAAGACGCCAUAUGGUCAGUCACGACGACGCCAGACCGUUUCAAUGUGAUGUAUCCUCAUCACCCAGUUCUGCUGGCAAUCUGCAACUUAGACGCAACUUGAUCGGACUUCUCACGUUUAUAUUAGAAGAUACAACAGCAAUGCCGUUCCGAUGGUGCGCCAACAAAUAUAUGUGUUUCUUCUGCUGCAGUACCUUCAUAGACAGUUUAAAGCUAAAGGAACACACCAAAGAGGAACACCAAAAUCCCAAAUUGAAGAAUGUUCUCAGAAAUUCCAUAAAAAACAGCACUAUAAAGUUGGACAUAUCAGAAAUGGCUUGCAAAACUUGUCCGAAACCAUUAAAAAAUUUAGACGAAUUUCUAGAACAUGCGGCUAUUGCUCACGACUUGACUUAUAUUAAGGAGGUCAGCUCUCAGGUAUUCGCGUUCAAACUGUCUGACGAAGGCAUGUUUUGUCAAGAUUGUGGGCAGAGCUUCAGGUUUUUCGGUCCUUUAUUGAAACAUGCGCAUCGAUAUCAUCAUAAAUCUAGUCCAUUCCUUUGCGAGAUAUGUGGCCGAGGCUUCAUUAAGCGCGCAAACGUUGAUAGUCAUAUUAAAAAUGCGCAUUCUGGGACACAGAACCAAUGCAACAAGUGCGAGGAUGUUUUCCCCACACUACAUACUUUGAAGACACAUUACGAGAGGGUUCAUAAGAGAAUUAAAUGCCCCAAAUGUCCAGAAACCCUCGACAGCAGAUAUUUGAGGAAGCGGCAUCUAGCAUUGGUGCAUAAUGUACAAACAUCGCAAUUCCACUGCGACGAAUGCCCGCGUAUGUUCACAGAGAAAAGCAAACUGGUCCAGCAUAAAUCUAGGAUACAUUUGAAGGAGAAGACGGUGACAUGUGAAAUUUGUGGCUUUAAAGUGUUUAAUAAUGAACUAUUGAAGAGGCAUAUGGUUAGGCAUGAUGAUUCCAGGCCAUUCGAAUGUGAAAUCUGUAAAAAGGCAUUUCAGAGAAAGAAGACCCUGGAAUUUCAUAGAAGAAUACAUACAAAUGAUAAGAGAUAUGUUUGCAAAGAUUGUGGGAAGGCAUUCGUUCAAGUGACGAGUUUAAAAUUACAUAUUAGAGUUCAUCAUUCCACAAUAAACGACAGUUCUAAGUGGAAUUAA
Achroia grisella is the source of this 4671-nucleotide messenger RNA. RefSeq names its product zinc finger protein 91-like. Gene Ontology annotation, molecular function: RNA polymerase II transcription regulatory region sequence-specific DNA binding; DNA-binding transcription factor activity, RNA polymerase II-specific. The coding region runs from base 1 to 4671 and encodes 1556 amino acids. Gene Ontology annotation, cellular component: nucleus. The record is from RefSeq and is a predicted model, not a curated record. NCBI's taxonomy places the organism in Eukaryota, Metazoa, Arthropoda, Insecta, Lepidoptera, Pyralidae. The transcript has 7 exons. Gene Ontology annotation, biological process: regulation of transcription by RNA polymerase II.